This is a messenger RNA of Metarhizium robertsii ARSEF 23, 3567 nucleotides long. RefSeq names its product ubiquitin-conjugating enzyme E2 Q2. The record is from RefSeq and is a predicted model, not a curated record. Gene Ontology annotation, molecular function: NAD+ poly-ADP-ribosyltransferase activity. NCBI's taxonomy places the organism in Eukaryota, Fungi, Ascomycota, Sordariomycetes, Hypocreales, Clavicipitaceae. The transcript has 5 exons. The coding region runs from base 1 to 3567 and encodes 1188 amino acids.
AUGAGUUCUAGCGCAAGAGCCUUCCUGGCAGAUUUGGCUAAAGCGAGAGAAACACAAUAUGAUAGCAUUUCGGGAGUUCGACGAGGCGACUCCGAUGGCGAAGUAUCAUUGUUGUAUUCCAAUGACUCCUUGGAAGAGCCCUUGGAGAUAAAGAUACUUUCAAUGGAUGUGACGUCUUAUCCAGAUGAUUCGUGCUUCAUGGUAUUUACCUCGUCAGAAACUUGCGACACCAAAGUUCUCUCCCUUCUCGAACUCAUCUCAUCCUCGACGAGAGGAUCAACGUUGCAUGAAGUCAUUCAGACUGUGUCAGACCAGCUCACAGCAAGCUUUGAUGACACCCUCGAGUCCGGCUUUGGAAGCAGCGCCUCUCCAGACCAGGAUACCCCUGAUUAUGAAUUUUACGACUCUUUCGAGAUUAGCGAUGACGAAGCUUUUCCGCAAGUUGAGAAAAGCCGAGCCGAUGAGGAACUGCAGAGACUCUGCAAAGACUUGAAAACGGCUAAGGAAGCUGGGGUAACCGUUGGAAUUUUUCCAAAUACUGCCGAUCGCCCACUGGAGGUAAUAUCAUUGUCUAUCAGGAUUUCCAAGCUAGGUAUUACGUCGGAAACGAUGCAUGCUUGGGACAUCAAAGUGACUGAUUAUAUCGUAUUACUUAUGCGACUUCCAAAUGGCUAUCCGAGUAUAGCAACACUGCUUCAUUCAUCUCGGACACAUCCCGUCGUUCAAUUCAGAUUCGGAAGAUGCUCAUCGGCCAAGCCAUCUAUUGAGUCAGUGAGAUUGGCCUUUCAAUAUAGCCCGGCUGCAACUAAGAAUUCCGACAACCCGGAUAGCACACUUCCAGCGUUCUCCUCUGUUUGUAUGUCUAAUUCAAUCGAUAUGCUUUUCAAUAAGUCAUUUGUUAGUUUGUUAAGAUUUCGAAGAGCGUACGGACAUACUUGGGAUGAAGCGCAGGCCACCAUGCACGAAUAUAUCGGACGCAUCCAGUCAGAGAUUGCGACAGAGAACAAUAUGGGCUUAACGGGUGCGAGCCACGAGAUUCCAAUAUCAACACAUGCUCCUUCAAGUCUGCAACACGACUUUGCUUUAGAUGACGAGGCCAGCAUCAGCUUCCCACUCGUUGCAAUGCAAUUUGCUCUUCGUCGGUUCUGCAAGUGCACCGAAUAUUGCAUAGUCUGUCAUCUGAAACUUCAGACAGACUUUGUACCACUCAAACCUUAUGUUUGUGCAAAGGACCUAUGCUUGUAUCAGUACCUGGCAUUGGGUCUAGGACCAAAUAUUGAGCACGAGGUCAUAAGUAGCCCCUAUGUAGUAGACCUUCUGAUCAGCUUCUUCUAUACCGGGGAGACUCAAAGAAGUAUUCGAGAAUUUCCGUGUGGGUUGGCCUUGAGGGCACCCGUUAUCCAGCAAUCGGCGCCACACCUUCAGAUCGAGACAUGUAUUCAGUUUCAACAAUUUCGAAUCCUACUGGUCAGGAAUGAACCGAUGGGUACCAAUAUCAGAAAAAGAAUGCGCAACGGAGAUUGGUUUGCAAUGCUCACCAAUAAGGCGGGAUCCAUUGAAAAACACACAUGUUAUGUGUCAGAGACUCUUGACGAUGGCCUUUAUAAGUACGAAACAACCAACUCCAUCAUUUGGCCUAAGAACCGGGCUGAGAUCUCGAUCUCAGAAUUGAUCUUUAGCACUGCCGUCCCCUCCAAAAAAGAUUUCUGGCAGUCGGGGUUUAUAUUUCCGUACGAGCACGACGUUGACAAUCUCGAUGCUGACCAGCGCGCUAUUGCAUUAACGGAGUUGCUUGAUAAUCUCCCCUCCGUGUUACAAAUGAGAAGCUACUUAUUGGAUGAACCUGGCCGAAUGCUAUCCUCUUGGAAACGAAUAAACCCCUCUGCACUGUCUCUUAUGCGUUGGAUUGUCGCUUCAAACACUUCUUACAUCGUCCAAGACGGCCCUGUACCGUCCAAAGACCUUGCAGCUCACUCUAGUAAUGAAAAUCCGCGGUCGGCGGCUAUGAGGAAGGCAACUUCAAAUCUAAUUCGUCCCUUAGAGAAUGGCUGGAUGCAGUUCCGUUUUGCGCAAGGAUCUCCAGAAAAAGAGUAUGCCUUUCUGAAAACUCUACAGGAGAUGAAGAGUAAAAAUCAGUCAACAGCCAAGCCACCAAGCCUCUUCGUCUGGCAUGGCAGCCCGAUUUCCAAUUGGCAUAGCAUAAUUCGCGCAGGACUGGAUUUCCAGCAAACCCGACAUGGGAGGUCCUAUGGCCAUGGGGUUUAUUUCAGCAAACAUAUGGAGGUGAGCAAGGCAUAUUCGACAAGAUUAGAUUUUUGUGCAAAAGCCCCUUUUCGUCACUGUUGGAUGGGUUCAGAACUUAGGAUCUCGCUGGCUUUAAGUAUAUGCGAGAUUGUCAACAGGCCUGAAGAAUUUGUUGCCUCUCAUCCUCACUUCGUUGUUGACAAGGAAGAAUGGAUACAAUGUCGGUAUCUUUUGAUACAGAUUGAUCCCACCGAGAAUGCGCUCAAAAAUCCCCUUUUUGCCCCAUCUGGCCCAGAAUGCACUGGGUAUAUUCAACAAGACCCGGAACACUGCAUUAUGAGGGAAUAUAGUAUGGAUCCCUUGCAAAUUCCACUGAGUGCUCUAUCCAUUGCCAGACAACAAGAGGCUCUGGGUCUGACGUUGGGCAACACGGCAUUGGGCUCCAUCACGGCUGUCACAAAUAAGAUCGAUGAUGAAUCAUGUGACAGUGACAGCGGAGAUCAUCCGGAUAUUUUGGUCGAUGAUAUCUUGAAGCUGUACAGAGCACACGAGAGUCGGAAACGUCAACGCAGUACAUCGCCUGAACCGAGUUCCUGCGGCCUGGCUUCAUCACCAUCACCUUGGAAGAGUACAAAAUGGAGCGAAAUUGGCAAAAAAAACACCCGUUCUACCCAGAACAUGACUGUGUCCUUGGGUUCAUUAGACUAUAAGACCAUCCCUCAACUUCCACCUCCCAGUUGGGCAACAUCAUCGCCGAUGGCCCUCCAAACCCUGACCAGAGAGUUGAAACAUAUUCAUACUAUUCAAUCACAAAAUCAUGCCGCAUCACUAGGCUGGUCUGUCGACACGUUAGCCAUUGACAAUCUCUUCCAGUGGAUCGUCCAGUUUCACUCUUUCGAUUCGGGGCUUCCUCUUGCCAUGGACAUGAAAUCGAGGGGACUAAGAAGUAUUGUCCUAGAGGUCCGCUUCGGUAGCAACUUUCCUAUGAGCCCACCGUUCGUGAGAAUUAUUCGACCUCGCUUCCUGCCGUUCCUAGAAGGGGGCGGAGGUCACGUCACAGCGGGAGGAGCGAUUUGCUCUGAGAUGUUGACCAACUCAGGCUGGUCUCCGGCCAUGAGCAUGGAGAUGGUGUUUCUACAAAUCCGCCUGGGCCUUUGCGAUACAGAGCGUCCAGCAAGGCUGGACACAAGGCAAAGGACCGCCGACUAUGGUAUUGCAGAGGCCGUAGCAGCCUAUAUACGAGCAGCUGUAAACCACGGAUGGGAUGUACCCGAGGAUCUAGAAAAUAUUCAUGCCGGGUGGUUGAUGCCUCCGGCUAGUUGA